UCCUUUCAAUGCCAACCGUUUUUUAAAGGAUUUUCUUACUAUACAAUCUUGUUUUAGACUGUUUGGUCCCUUAGAAACUCAAGUCCUUCCUGGCCCCCUCCUAGAUUAAUCCUACCCACACCACCCUUGUUUCUGCCGGCGGUGAAACCAAAACAUACACCUCCACUUCACCGGCACCAGCACCGGUAUUGGCGUUGGCAUUGGCAUCCCUUCCUUGUUGCCACAAAAGAAUGGAUGAUGCAGAGUUAAGGAGGGUUUUUAAAAUGUUUGACAAGAAUGGAGAUGGGAGGAUUACAAAAGAAGAGUUGAAUGAUUCAUUGAAGAACAUGGGUAUUUUUAUCCCUGAUGAAGAGUUAACCCAAAUGAUCGAAAAGAUCGAUGUCAAUGGCGAUAAUUGUGUUGAUAUUGAUGAGUUUGGUGAGUUGUAUCAAUCUCUCAUUGAUGAUAAGGAUGAAGAGGAAGACAUGAAAGAGGCCUUCAAUGUUUUUGAUCAAAAUGGAGAUGGUUACAUUUCUGUUGAUGAGUUGAGGUCUGUUUUGAUUUCACUUGGUCUUAAACAAGGGAAAACCAUUGAAGAUUGCAAGAAGAUGAUAAUGAAAGUCGAUGUGGAUGGUGAUGGUAGGGUUAAUUUUAAAGAAUUCAAGCAAAUGAUGAAGGGAGGUGGUUUUGGUGCUUUAACUUAACUUGCAAGGCAAGUUUCUCUUAAAAGUUUGUAGAUAUUCUUAUAUGUGUGUGCAUGCGCACAUCAUGUAAGGUUACAGCGGAUGAAUUGCUGGCCCUGUUACGGCACCAAAAUCACUAACUUGAUUAAAGGAGGGAGGAAAGAGGGUGCAAUGGGGAGGUGAGAAAAUU
Durio zibethinus is the source of this 852-nucleotide messenger RNA. NCBI's taxonomy places the organism in Eukaryota, Viridiplantae, Streptophyta, Magnoliopsida, Malvales, Malvaceae. The record is from RefSeq and is a predicted model, not a curated record.